This is a messenger RNA of Bursaphelenchus xylophilus (pine wood nematode), 11964 nucleotides long. The record is from the annotation of a GenBank genome assembly. Lineage: Eukaryota; Metazoa; Nematoda; Chromadorea; Rhabditida; Aphelenchoididae.
AUGCGGAGACUUUGUCUCCUCUUGGUCUUGGCCAUACGGUCAGGAUCCCCUCAGGCUUCCGAUUAUGACGAUGCUCCUCCUGAAAGAUUUCAAGAAUUUUCAGCUGGGAAAGGAGGUAAGAGUAAAGGAUAGAGAGCUGACCCCAUGACUUACAGAAAAGGGUCUCUUUACCAGCAUCUUCGAUCUGGCCAAGCACUCUGAUAUCCGAGCUACCUCAACUUGUGGCCAUCAUGGUCCAGAAGAGUAUUGUAAACUGACAGAACAUGUCUAUUUACGUCGUCCUCAAUGUGAUAUUUGUGAUGCGAAUGGUAAAGAUAAGAACCAUCCCAUUGAUUAUGCAAUUGACGGCACUUGGCGUUGGUGGCAGAGUCCCAGUUUGGCCAAUGGAUUGUCCUACGAGAAGGUGAACAUCACGUUGGAUCUGAGACAAGAGUACCAUGUUGCUUAUAUCAUUGUCAAAUCGGCCAUUUCUCCUCGCCCCGGAACCUGGGUUCUGGAGAGAUCUCUGGAUGGAAUCACUUACACUCCUUGGCAGUACUUCGCUCGCCAUGAUGCCGAAUGUAUGAGACAAUUCGGAGUUCCGGCGAGUGUUGGGGUCACUCGAUUCAGCAGCGAUUCUGAAGUUAUUUGCACCUCAUAUUAUUCCAAAUUAGAUCCCAUGGAAAGGGGAGAGAUCUACACUUCGCUUGUGAAUGGUCGACCGAGUGCCGAACAGCCUUCGGAAGAGCUUCAGAACUUUACAAGAGCUCGAUUUGUUAGACUGAGGCUUCUAAGUCUGCGAACCAUGAAUGCGGACAUCAUGGUGAUCAACAGGAAGGACGAGAAACUCGAUUAUUCGGUCACUCGGAGAUACUUUUAUUCCAUUUCUGAUAUCAGUAUUGGUGGACAAUGUAUUUGUUCGGGCCAUGCCGAGAAAUGUCGGCCAGAUCCUGUUCAUGGAGUAAGUAAACUGCACAUAGUAAUAAUUAAAAUAUUUGACAGCAAUUCCGAUGUGAAUGUCGACACAAUACUUGCGGCGAGAAUUGUAACGAAUGCUGUCCUCUGUUCAACCAGUUACCUUUCCGAAAAGGAACCCAUUACGUCCCCAAUGUCUGUGAACGUAAGUCCAUUACGUUCGAUUACAGUAACCUUACAGAAUGCCAAUGUUUCAACCAUGCUGAUCGUUGUGAAUAUGAUGAAAGUGUGGCCGAACAGAAGCUCAGUGUGACUCCGGAGGGAAGAUACGAAGGCGGUGGAAGAUGUGUGGAUUGCAAAGCAAGUUUAAGGACAUUAACUCGUAUUGCAACUGAAAUAUUAGUCUGUCUGGAAAAUAAUUUGGAUUCGUCGCGCCUUGAAUUUUUGCUGCGAGAAAGCCACAUUAUUUUCCCGACAGACUGAUAUUACAUGUAUAAUAUUAUAAUAUUUAUUUUUCAGCAUAACACUGAAGGCAUUAAUUGUGAGAGAUGUAAGAAGGAGUUCUAUCGCCCAGCCAACGUCUCCCAUUACCAACCAGACUCCUGCCGACCUUGUGAUUGUGACCCAGAUGGAUCUGAACACAACGAAUGUGUCCCCGACCAAACUUCUGCUACAAAUGAUCUUGUAAGUCUACUAAAGAAUGGCUUAGUGUUUUUUAGAAGCCUGGAGAUUGUAUUUGCAAACCUGGCUUUGGUGGUCGACGUUGUGAUCGCUGUGCUCCUGGCUACCGUAAUCAUCCCGUCUGCGAUCGAUGCCCUUGUAAUCAAGCUGGGUCUCUCAAUUUUGAGACCUGUGAGGAGACGAAUUGCAUCUGUAAAAGGAAUGUGGAAGGAGAAUUCUGCGAUCGUUGUAAGGCCGGGACCAUUUAUUUGUCCAAGGAUAACCCCGAAGGUUGCCAAGCUUGUUUCUGCUUCGGGAAGAGUGGGGAAUGCCGAGAACAAAAGUGGAUUACGAGUCAAGUAAGGACCCUUAUACGAGCAAUUAUUAUUUUAAGAUCAAUGAUUUGAACAAUUGGACGCUUACUGAUGUUCAUGGCCAAGUCAACGAGCCAGUCAAGUCGACCGCAACUGAACUUUUAAUCUUUAACUCGGACCAUUACCCCGACCGUCAACAGAAUCUCUUUUAUUUCAAUGCUCCGAAGGCUUAUACUGGUAGUUUGUUGCAUAGUUAUGGGUCGAAUCUCCAUUACUUUGUCUAUUAUGUGCCCAAUGACAGAGGAGGUCAUCCCUUCAGUCUAGCCGAUAUCAUUCUUGAAGUAAGUGACGAAUUGGAAGUAUUGGAUGACUGUCAACAAAAUAGUCCAAGUUUGACAACAUUAUGACAAAUAUUUUUUUAGGGAAAUGGGAAAAGAAUUGAAUAUCAUACUCGUUUGAACUUCUUUGCCCGAGAGAAUAUCAGCGUAACGAUUCCUUUCAAGGAAACUGGCUGGUAUGAGUCUUCUCAACUUCAGCCAGUCCGGAAAUCAGAAUUCAUGGAAGUCUUGGCACAUGUGGAUGUGUUCAAGGUCCGUGCCAGGUACCAUCAGGAUCAAUUGGAGAGCAGGUAACUCUUUAUACAAUAAAUCAAAUAACAUCAUCCCUCUAUUACUCUCUAAUAUUACAAGAUACAAUAUUAUAUUACUGGCAUUACAGUAAUCCUGAUUUAUAAUCUUGAGAGAUUUUUUCGCCGUUUUGUGGUCAGAUGAUUCAGAAGCCGCAAAUGUCGGACAAAAUUGUUUCCCAAAAUAUCGUCUUGUUGUGAGUCAAAUAACUGAAAAAAUAGGAUAACUCAAGUUACCUUGGACUUACAUUCCUCUUGAAAUCUCUCUUAAUCAUACUCUCCAUGCUACUCACAUCCUCCAUUGUGAUUGUUCGACAAUUACAAUUUGAGCAAAGGAACAGGUAGACGACCAAAUAGAACCACCACAUAACUAAUGUCAUCUUUAACGAAUGACCCGACCAAACUGGGUCAGGACUUGCAUGCAAGGAGUAUCAAAUUUAACUCCACCCUCUUAAUAAAACUGAUGCAUUUAUGGAGAGUGAUGGGGGACUAUAGAGUUUCAACUCAAUCCUCUUCUUUCCAGCAUCUACGGGUUCACGUUGGAGACGGCCAAGCCCGCAGGCAAUCGACCAGAUGCCGAGGUCUACAUCCCCCAAUUGGUGCAACGACAUCCAGUGGAGGUCUGCGAAUGUCCCGAACACUUCCAAGGCUCCAGUUGUGAGGUAGGAGGACAUCCCCAUCUUAUCUAUCCGGUUUCCAGGCAUGUGACGUCGGGUUCCGUCAAGUGAACAACCGCAUCCAGGACGGGGUCUGCGAGAGAUGCAACUGUCAAGGGCACACCGACCAAUGCGAUCCCUUCACCGGACAUUGUUUAUCUUGUCAACACAACACCACCGGCACUCAAUGUGAGCACUGUUUGCCCGGAUACUACGGUAAUCCCUUGUUGGAAGGUGUUCUCGGCGCUUGUAGGCCUUGUGCUUGUCCUUCUGUCCACAACUCCCACUCUCCAAGUUGUUCUCUGAAUCAACUUAAUGCUGAGGGGGCUGUUUCUGGACAAGAUGAAUACAUUUGCACUGCCUGCGAGCAAGGCUAUGAUGGAAGUAAAUGCGAAUAGUAAGCACGAACGGAGUAACAAUAACAAUGCUUUAGUUGUGCUGACGGAUACUUUGGAGAUCCUUUGACCGAGAACGGAAACUGCACCGCCUGUGAUUGCAAUGGGAAUGUGGAUCCAAUGGAAAUCGGAAACUGUGACCGAUUGACCGGGAAAUGUCUUAAUUGCAUUCAUCACACAGCCGGGGAUCAUUGCGAAGUCUGUGAGGAAAACCAUUGGGGAUCAGCCCUGAGGCAUGCCUGUUAUCCCUGCAACUGUCAUUCCCUCGGUGCUGUCUCGUCUCAAUGUAAUCUGGACACUGGAGUCUGCGAAUGUGUAGAAGGAUACACGGGAGAGAGGUGUGAUAGAUGCCUGCCUGGCCAUGGAGAUGUCGAGAAUUACUGCCCCCCUUGUAAUUGCAAUGCCAUUGGAUCUGCGGGUGAGAAUUGUGAUGAAUCCUCGGGUCAAUGUCUGUGCAAGCAAGGGGUCUAUGGGAAACAAUGUGACCGAUGUGCUCCCGGAUAUUACGAGUUCUCCGAGAGUGGCUGCACUUACUGUCAAUGCAAUGCUUUUGGAUCAAUCGAAGGUCAGAUUUGCAACAAUGUGACCGGAGAAUGUCAAUGUCAACAGAAUGUUCAAGGAAAUCGAUGCGAGGAGUGUGUUCCGGGCUUCUUUAAUAUCACAUCUGGAGAGGGAUGCCAAGCCUGUGAGUGUGAUGCGAUUGGAGCCGAAGACAAAACUUGUGAUUUGGUCAGUGGUCAAUGCAGAUGCAAACCUGGCGUUACUGGACUCAAAUGUGACAAAUGCGCUCCAAAUUAUUUCGGAUUAAACGCCGAUGGAUGUAAACGUGAGCCCUUAAACAUGAUUACAAAACGUUUUUUAGAGUGUCAAGUAUGUCCGGCGCCGGGUCAAGUCUGUGACUCAGUGACAGGAGAAUGUGUUUGUCCACCAAAUACAGUUGGAGAAAUCUGCGAAGCCUGUGCUCCCAAUGCUUGGAAUUACGAUCCAUUAAAGGGAUGUGAGCUCUGCAGUUGUAAUGGGAUCGGGGCCGACGGGUCUGAAUGUGAAUCCAAGACUGGGCAAUGCAAAUGCAAAUCGGGGUAUGUGGGCCAUCAGUGUGAUCGAUGUGAGCCCGGAUACUUCAACUUCCCUAAUUGUGAAAAGUGUAACUGUAAUCCGGAUGGCACUGAACCCACGGAAUGCCGAGGCGACAGCUGUUUGUGUACAAAUGAAGGGCAGUGUCUUUGUAAAGUAAGUUUCUGUCCUAUAUUCAAUUUAUUUGGCAUUUCGAGCCUUUAAACAUUUUUUUUCAGAAGCAUGUCACGGGUCUGAAGUGUGAUCAAUGUGUUGCAAAUUCGUUCAGUUUAGACAAGACCAAUCCCCAAGGAUGCACUGAAUGUUUCUGUUUCAACAAAACCAACUUCUGUGUCCAAUCAAAUCGAGUGUGGUCUCAAGUCUACGCCCCAGAAAGGAAGGUCACCUUUGAUACUCCUUUCGACAUUUACAUCCGCAGACACAACAUCCAUAUUCUCAAGUCCCAACCGUUGAAUUACAACUCUUAUCCAACCAAUCACACUCCUUUAUAUUGGCCUUUACCAGAGCAAUUCUUAGGAGAUCGCACUGCUUCCUACAAUGGAUUCCUCAGAUUCCGUGUUCAGAGUGAUGACAAUAACAGAGGAUUCAAGAAUGUUCCUCCGGAGCCUCAAUUCUUCUACGCUUAUCCUCAGGUCAUCUUGGUUGGAAAUCAUCGACUGGAGCUGGAACAUGUUCCCGUUGAGAUCUCACUAGACGGAAAGUACAAGGUUAAAUUGCAUGAAACAAACUGGAGAAACCGAAUCACCCCGCAGAUUCCCGUUACUAGGAAACAAUUGAUGAUUGCUCUUCAGAAUGUCCAGGGUAUCUACAUCAGAGGAACCUACACCAUCCUCCACAGACUCGACUCCAUCAACUUGAGUGAAGUCUCCCUGGAUGUUGCUGUGGAGUCCAGUGAAACAGAUUCCGAAGCAGUCGCUAUAGGUGUUGAGCAAUGUGGAGAUUGCCCUGAAGGGCAUGCUGGCCUUUCCUGUCAAAAUCCAGCGGAUGGGUUCACCAGAACACGGCCCGCCGGAUACCUGAAUGAUCCAGAUGACAUUGUCCUUGUGGGCAAUGUCACCCGAUGUGCUUGCAAUUCCCACUCCGAAGUCUGUCACCCCGAGACCGGAAGAUGUCAAGAAUGCGCCCACAACACAGUUGGAGACUUCUGUGAUUUGUGUAAACCAGGAUAUUAUGGUAACGCAACCAAAGGGCAACCUGAUUCAUGCAAGAAAUGCGCAUGCCCAAGUCUAGAGAACUCUUUCUCAGCCACCUGCAGACCCACUAACAAUGGAAAUGAUUACAUUUGUGAUGCCUGCAAACCUGGAUACACGGGAAAGUACUGUGAAAUGUGUCUUCCAGGCUUUUAUGGCCAACCCAGUCAAGUGGGUGGAUCAUGCCAACCAUGUUCCUGCCAUCCACAUGGCAGUGCUCAUCAUGUUUGUAACAAUGUGACUGGACAGUGUCAAUGUCAGAGUGGCGUCGAAGGCAGAGACUGCUCUGUGUGCAGCCCACGGAAUGCAUUUAUGAAUGGAGUCUGCAGUUGUAAGUUCAAUUAAAAAAUACUGUCAUGUCUUCCUCAUCCCCAAGAUAUAAUUUAUUUGUACAGCUUGCGAUCAAGGAUGCUACAAAGACCUCAUGCUUCUCGAGGAUUACAUGGAGAAUCAGAUAAUCUCGGUGGGAGAUUUGACUGAUAUUAAGCCAAUCCCCAGGAAACGACUGAAUAGAAUUGAGAACACGGCAAAGAGUAAGUAACAUGGAACUUUAUAGUUAUGUUAAUUGCAGCACUGAACGAAUUGCUGGAUACAAUUAAGUCAUCAGAGAGCGCCGCCCAGGAUCUUCUAACUGGAUUUUCUAAUGAGAAUCGGCAUUUAAAGCAGGCCGGAUUAGUGGAACAAGAAUUUAAAUUACUGAAUGAGAAGAACCAGGAUUCUAUAGAAAAGUUAGCAGCUCUGAAAAAAGACCUCGACGAAGUCAGGAAAAGCAUUUUCGGUACCAACCAGAAGGUCAACCAAAUUCAUCACGACCUGGAUCAGUUCUCCAAGACAUUUGAGAACACCAAGACGGACCCUGCCACCCAAAUUCAUUACCUCCAAUCUCAGGCCGACAGAUACUUGGAAAUGGUGAAAGAGAGAUCAGAAAAUAUUGAUAAACAAUACAACUAUGCCAAAAAGAAUGCCGAAGACGCGGACAGCCUUCUGAAAGAGAUAUUCUCCAAGAAAUUGGACGAGAACAUUUAUGAAACCGUGAAGAAUAAUUCAGACAAGUAUCAGAAACUGGUGAAAGAUUACAGAAAUGCGAUCUGGGAUAAAGGAAGAACCAAGGCUCUGGAUGCAAGGACUCUGACCACCUAUGUGCAGAGCAGACUGGAUGACUUAAACCGGCUUGUUAAUGCUAUAAACAUGGAUAAAAAAGAAGCCGAAGGAAAACUUCAAAAUGCACAGGAUAAUGUAGAGAAAUUGAAGAAGUUGAGCAAGGAAAUUCAUGAGGACAGUCAUGAAAUCAGUGAACAGAAGCUGCCCGAGUUAAAAGAAGUCAAACAACAGCUGUCAAAUACCGUCACCGACUACUCCGAAGCCCUGAAUGAUCAUCAACAGAAGUUGUACGAAGCCCAACGACAUGCCAGUAACCUGGAUGUGGAAGCGAUGAAGCUCAAACAGUUAUUUUCUGAAACCAAGACCUACUCUACACCAGCAUUAGCUGCUUCCACUGCUUAUCAGGAGAUUGUAGAUGCUAUGAAGAACGCCAGUAGCGCUGCAUCCAAAGCAGCAGAAGAUGCUGAAGCUGCAAGAAAAUUGGUUGAUCCCUCUAAUGCCGACUCUAUUGUUACUCUGGCACAACAAACGCUGAAGCAGAACGACGACCUUCAAAGGGCUGUCUUCGAUUCCCAAGUAAAGGAUGACUAUGUGGUGGAAAACAACCAAAAACUUAACGAAAUCCUGAAAAAGCUGGAUGGAAUCGAAACUAAUGUCCAUAGUAAUAUCAGCAAGAUCAAGGUCGACCAAGAGCUUUUCGAUGAUCAUCACGAACGCGUCAACACUGUCUACAACAAUGUUGAUACUGCUCAAAAAACGGUUCAGGAAGCAGAAAAGAAGCUGGGAAGUCUCUUCGACGACGUCCGGGCAUUGGAUUCCAGAGUCAAAUCGGUUGGGAAUAUUGACGAGAAUACCAUCAAAGAGAGUAUUGCAAAUGGUAGAGUUAUUAACACAAAAAUAUAAUCAUUUCAGUUUCCAACGUCGCUUCAUCCAUUCAAACAAUGGCCGAGAAAUUGGCAGAAGUUAGAGAAAGGUCAGCAGCUCAUGAAGGUCAGAUAACAGAUAUAAAGAGAAAUCUGAAUGUCUUGAAGGAAAAGAUUAACGAGGCCAGAGAGAAAGCGUCAAGGGUAACACAUUUCCACAGUAACCAGCAUCAGAAUUUUCCAGAUUAAAAUCGCCGUCAAGUCUGACGAAGAGACCGAUUGUAGCCGAGAAUACAUCUCCCCGAUGAAUCCUUCUCCCUCAAACACCAUCAGCCUCAAAUAUAGACCAGCUUUGGAAUCUCCUGAUUCUCUGAUCUUCUUCACCGCGACAAAGGGAACGCGAACAGUAAGUGAUUGAGAGACCACUCAAUUCUUUCAGCAAAACCGUGAGUAUUUGGCUGUGGAAAUGAAGAGCAAGAAGAUCCAUAUCCAUUGGGAUAUUGGGGCCGGUAGGAGAGAUGCGGCCAUCGUGAAGCGAAGCAUCAUCCACGUACCAGCGUCGGAUCGAUUUACUUGGUAUCACAUCGAAAUAAACCGAAUUGGAAAUUCCAUCAAGGCUUCAGUGGUGCUGACCCAAACAGCCAGUGGAGAGGGCUCCAAAAAUGUGGAUGAACCUACUGAGAUAACAGUCGGAGAUCCCGACGUCAAUGGAGAUCUCUACUUGAACACAAACCCUGGCUACACCAAGAUCUAUAUCGGUCAUCCAGACCCAAAAACGGCAGAGGACCUUGGAUUUGCCACCAAUAAGUUCCGUGGAAUCCUCGGAGAGAUGACUGUGGAUGGUGUGAAUGUUCCCCUCUGGGUGUUCGACGCCUCUACUGGACGUUGUGAUGGGGCAGCGGGUGUUCCCACUGCGGCAAGCAGUGGACACAUGUUCCGAAAUGGAUUUGCCCAGAUCAGAAUGCCUAUGACUGAGCGAGCUAACACCAUGAUCAGUGUUGUCUUCAGCGCCUACUCUAAGAACGGCUUACUGUACUUCCGUGGAAGUCCUGAGACAAAAGACUUCUUGGCGAUUCAACUUGAGAAUGGCCAUGUUGUCUUGAAGGCCCGUAUUGGCGGAAAGGCUGUCGUCACGCUAAAAUCAGUACUCAAUUCGUAUGCCGACGGACGAGCUCAUAAGAUUAGAACCAUCCGAAAAGACCAAGAAGUUCAUCUUCAUGUUGAUGAGGGAGCUGGUCAGGACAAGGUCUCAUCCAGAGUGGACGGCGAUGACAGUCUUAUCCUGCAGAUCCAGAACAACGAACAUUAUGUGGGCGGAGUCCCUCCUGAUUUCAAUAAAUCUGUCUUCGAAGCCGACGAAAUUAAUUUCCAAGGAUUCUUUGGUUGUAUUCAGGCAGUAAGGCCAACCCAAGUCAACGAACUCGACCUCGAUCAUCCAGUCCGAUCUCAAAGAAAGGAAGCUGGCUGCACUUUCUCAGAACAACGUCUCACUCCCAAGGAACAUGUCAUUGGAUUUAGUGAACCAGGCUACUUGUUGGCUAAAGGAUUCACCCUAGGCCCCGAAUCUGCUUUCUCUUUCAACUUCCGAAGCAAGAAACCAGAUGGCCUUCUGCUUUACCAGUCAGGAGAUAUUUCUGAAAGAAGUAGAAGAAGCGCUGCAGACUCUUAUUUGGCCGUCUAUCUUGUCCAAGGACAAGUGAUAGUCCAGCUGAAGACAGAGAAUGGAGUGAAGGCCACAGUUCGGUCCGAACAGACAUACGACGACUUUCUUCCUCAUUCCAUCUUCUUGGCCAGAAAUGCCGGGCGGUAAGUCUAAAGUAAUACGAAAUGAUAAUAAAUUACAGGGUUGUUGUCCGAAUUGAUGACCACGAGUCGCUUGCGGUGGCUUUGGACGACAAUGGGGUUAUUGGAUCAGAGUCCGCCGCCUUGAACCUCGGAGGUUUAAAAGCUGGGAGCAACGAUCCACCAACCAGUCAAGGAACCGCUGCGCCGUUCAUCGGAUGCCUUUCCAACUUCUAUGUCGACUACAAGUAAGCAACUGUGACAAACAAGAUAAUAGAAAAAGAAAGGGAAAACAGUCGUCGUCCAGAAUAAAAAAUAUGUUUCCCCAAAAAAGACAAUUAAGGAUAAAUUAUAGUAAAUGAGGCCUCAUUUACUAUAAAUUACCCUUGAGUGUGGAGAAGUUCAACUUUUGCUGUGUAGAGCAGGGUGUUUGACGAAAUUUUGAAAAAAAUUACACAGCUAUGCGUAAAAUUUCAGUGCAGUGCGUGUCGCCGAUUUCAGUUCGGCGAGUCUCCGGAACACUAGUCCGCGGAAGGACUAGUAAUUUGGAGUGAGCACAUGCGGAAAAAUAUUUUUUAUUUUGGGCUAUUUUGUUCCUGCGCGCGAAAACUUUAUUUCAAAAAACUAUUGACGAAAUGCCAAAAGGUUAAAAUGCCAUUAUCGACUUAUUGGUUACAUUUAGGAAGUUGACCGUGGUUCCCGAGGAACACCAAUCAAGUCUUGGAGUAUGUGAAUUUGAACCUAAGAUUGAGAUUCCGACAGGUAAGUUACUUCAAAUGCUUUCUUUCCCCUAUCUUCCCCUAAAUGCCCUUUCAUAUAGAAUCGGAAGAGAUUGAUGCCGAACCUCGAGGACACGAGCGACGUCAUUCCAAACAGAUCUUAACUGUCGAGAAGCCGCGGGGUAAGUUUGGCUUCCAACUUAACCCCACUUUACCCUAUCCAAUCCAUUAGGAGACACUUUUUCUAACAAGGGAAGUACUUGAAGUGCAUAGGAUUUUAACCUAAAAUUGAACUAGGGAGUCCCGAGUCAGAGGAGUUUCGAAACCGGUACGAAAAUUUAUUUUAUUAUACUAUAAGAUAAGACAAUAAAACUAGUAGAGUAAAAAUCCUAUGUCCACGGUUUUCCCACCGUGGAAAAAGCAUCUCUUGCAAGAAUAUGUCAAAUUUUUUUGCUUUAGUCCGACAUGAGACUUGUUACAAUGUUGAGGAUCGUACUCAACAGGUCUUCCACGAACAAGGAUAUAGAUUUGGAGUCACCUCUUCGGCUCAUGCCAGAAUCAACUUCCAAAAGCCUUAUCCUGACUACGACACUUUCGACCUUAGGUUUGACAUAAGAACCAAACAAAGACAUGGAAUCAUCUGGGCUUGGGCCAAUUACAAACAAUUCAACCGGUACUUCUACCUCUACACAUAUCGAGGGUUCUUGGCUUUGGAAGUGAAAGGCCACAGACAACCGAGAAAGAUCUACUACAAACAUCAGAAAGUCAAUGAUGAAUCCUGGCAUCAUGUUCAAUUAUCCAAACAAGGAAGAUCUCUGACAAUCCAAGUAGAUGAACAUCCAGCCGAACAAAUGAAUGAAGUCCCCAAUCCAAAGGUCAUGAAGAAGAGAAUGUUUGUGGGAGGAUUCAUUUCCAAACACAGAAGGCAGUUCAACAUCAGUAUCCCCACAUUCGAAGGUUGUCUUCGAGACUUUAACGUUAAUGGUGUUACCCAUGAUCUUUCUCUUGCUAGCAGAGAUCUUGUUGGAUGCGCCAAGUCCGUGGAUGCUGAUUACAUUCACAGUGGAGGAUUUGUCAUGUUCCGUAAGAUUUUUUACCUUAUUUUUGUUGGCUUAAAAGUGAAAAGGUUUGAUUUUUUUUAGAACCUCUCAUCAAAAUUGAUCCGAAGCCGGAGAUACGUCUUGGAAUAAGCGCCAAGACUACGGACACUAAGAAAGCACUCUUGAUUGGACUAUUUGAUCCAGAAGAACCCAAUCAUCACGAUCUUCAUGUCACUUUAACUAUCGAGGAUGGAGAGGCAAGUUAAUCAACCACUGAUGAAUAAUAUUCUUUAGCUUGUAUUCAAAGUCAAUCUCCUUCAACAUCGGCUCCAUCUUGAGAAGAAGUUGGAACUGCCUUUAUGUCCUCGUGAAUGGCAUCACAUCACCAUGCUGAUGGCUGAUCACACCGUCACCGUCUCCGUUGACGAUCGCCAGGUCAGAGUUCCGUUGAAGAUGACUAGAUUGGCAAUUGAACAAAUCAAACGACUAAAUGUUUUCUUGGGCGGAGCCACAACCCCCAUCCUUCAACAGUUGAAUGUGACAAGUAGUCAGGGAUGUGUGAAGUCAUGGGAAAUGCAGGGAGCAGUGACCUCAUUCAGCAAAGCCGUCAAGAGUCACAAGUUGGUCAGCAAUGGUUGUCCGUUCGAGUGA